AUGAAAGGCUCCCGUGGGCAAACGGCGUUAAUGUUCGCAGUUGGUAGCGAGUGUAAGCCGGUAGUUGAAUUGCUUAUCAAGAAUAACGCCAAUAUUGAUAUUCAGGAAGAGGAGGGAGUAACGGCUCUGAUAGGUUGUGUCGAGGAAGGGUUAGAUGAAAUGGCGAAAUUAUUGCUUCAGCAUGGUGCAAGCACUCAUGUUAAAGAUGAGAGGGGGCUCACAGCGUUCGAUCACAUCAUCGAUAAAGGAAACAUUCAGAUUUGUCAUCACAUCUUAGAACAAAUAACAGAUACCGAAAGGAUGGAUUUCGUUGGCCGCAAGCGCAUGGCUGAGGCAUGCAGAAACAGUCAUACUGAAAUGGUCCGCCUCUUUUUGGAGAACGGAGUCAGGACAGAAUUACCAGAAAGCCAAGCCCAGACGACGUUUCCAUUCUCGGAAUCGGUCCUUGGGGUCGCAAUAGCGACUGAUCAGCGAGAUAUACUCGAACUCUUACUUGACCAUGAGUUUACAUAUUCAGGGUUACCGGUCUGGAGAACAAACCUACUGUGCGAAUGUGUCAUAAGCUGUGCUUUGGAAUGUAUGAUGUCUCUCAUCAUUCACUAUAGGUGGGGAAUUGACGAGGUGGAUGCAAAUGGUGAUAUGCCGGUCUAUGUUGCGAUCAGAGAGGCCUGGACAACUUAUGAAACUCCCAAUCACUUCUACGGUAUCAUUAAGACACUUAUUUCGCUGGACUGGUCACCACAAGGCAUUGUUGUGAACGCGCUGAACAACCAGUUGCAAAGCCCUCUGAUGCUGGCAGUUGAAUACUGCGGUACAGAGCGCUUUGUUCAACAGAUACUAGCUGAUGAGCAAGUUAAUAUCAAUUACCAAGGCUGUGCUUGCAUUUAUGUUUUGUAUAUAUCUUGCUAUUAUAUAUCCUUUUUAGAUAGUCAUCUCACACAUUUGGGUAGAGUGGAGUCGAACCCAAAAUCCUCAGAUUGA
This is a messenger RNA of Fusarium graminearum PH-1, 981 nucleotides long. RefSeq lists its product as uncharacterized. Gene Ontology annotation, molecular function: protein binding. The transcript has a single exon. NCBI's taxonomy places the organism in Eukaryota, Fungi, Ascomycota, Sordariomycetes, Hypocreales, Nectriaceae. Bases 1 to 981 code for a protein of 326 amino acids. The record is from RefSeq and is a predicted model, not a curated record.